Molecule: messenger RNA, 748 nt
Organism: Hevea brasiliensis (rubber tree)
Lineage: Eukaryota; Viridiplantae; Streptophyta; Magnoliopsida; Malpighiales; Euphorbiaceae
Product: 40S ribosomal protein S27-2
Exons: 4
Coding region: 156-416 (86 amino acids)
Biological process (GO): translation; ribosomal small subunit assembly
Cellular component (GO): ribosome; cytosolic small ribosomal subunit
Molecular function (GO): structural constituent of ribosome; RNA binding
Source: RefSeq, a predicted model, not a curated record
GCCGACAUAUCUCAUCCAACUCCUUUAUAUACAUCCUCAUAAGACCCGCAGCAUCCUCUACUCGUACUCGCAGCAUCCUCUCGUCUCGCGCCCUCUACUAGUAGCAGCGCGUUUUCUAGGGUUUCUGAUUUCUGCAAAGGCGGUUAACAGAAAAAAUGGUUCUUCAAAACGAUAUCGAUUUGCUCAAUCCUCCAGCUGAACUGGAGAAGAGGAAGCACAAGCUAAAGCGUCUCGUGCAGUCUCCUAACUCAUUCUUCAUGGAUGUGAAGUGCCAGGGCUGCUUCAAUAUAACUACUGUGUUCAGUCAUUCCCAAACUGUGGUCGUCUGUGGCAAUUGCCAGACCGUCUUGUGCCAGCCAACCGGUGGGCGUGCAAGGCUUACAGAAGGUUGCUCUUUCAGGAGAAAGGGUGAUUGAAGAUGAUAUGCUCGCACUGCCUAUUGGUGGUAAAUGUUUGUUGAGUUCUUUUUAAGGGAUGAUGGUGACAGCAAAUGAGAGCUCUUCUGGGUUUUGAUUCUGAUGUGGAAUUUUGUUAGCACAAAGAUUAUAGACCUCUUAUUUAUAUUUUAGGAUUGUUAUCUGAUUUUGGUUUGUUGCACUGUAAUUUGGUUUCAUUUGACAAACUAAGUUUAUAUUAUUAUCCUUUUGCACUUUUCUAAAUGUUUGUACGUGUUGUUUCUUUGUUGCUGCUAUGUCUUGUUAGGUUAACUCUUAUGUUAUCUUAUUAUGACCAAUGCCAGUUUUGGAAA